GCAGAGCGGAGGAUCGGAACGGACGCGCGGCAUGAGUACGAGAGUGCGAGCGGGUACGAGCGGAAUCUCGAGCGGCACACCGAACAGUUCGAAUCCCGCUUCUCGCCGUGACGACGUUCGGACCCGCGCGCUCCUUCACGCUCGCCUCGCUCGAAUUUCGAUCCUCGAUCAUGACACGCGGACGGACGAAGAUGUGCAGGUGAAACGUGCUGCGCUUCCUACCUGACGGAGAAAACAAAAGGGACAAGCGACGUAGUGCCGAAAAUUAUAUAAAAAAAAAAGAUCAACAUCAUUUUGGAUAUUACCAAGAAGAUUUAACUUUGGUGGUGAUAAUUUAUAAAAUUUGUGUGGAGAGUUUGUUCGAGGAUUUACGGCGCUUCCGAUUGAAUCAAGAAGUAAGAUGUGGCAUUUGUCGUGCGUCGACGACUUCUUGAACCGCGCGUUUUACAAAGUUGGCCUCGUUGUUGGCCGACAUCCCGGUUACUUCAUAAUCGUGCCAAUACUGUUGGCAUGCAUAUGCUUCACCGGCUACCAGAGGAUACACUACGAAAUCGAUCCGGAAUACCUUUUCUCGCCUAUCAACGGCCCCGGGAAGACCGAGCGAGCGAUAGUCGAACAGUACUUCAAAGUCAAUUAUAGUCAAUUCAGUGUCGCUCGUAUCACUAGGCCAGGCCGAUUCGGUCAUGUAAUCGUGAUUCCCAAGGAUGGCGGGAAUAACAUGCUGAAGAGCGCAAUUUGGCAUGAGCUGGAGGAGCUCGAUCAAAUUAUUCGGAACGUCAAAGCGAAAUACGAGGAUGAAAUAUUCACAUACGAACAAAUUUGCGCACGAUGGCUUAACAAGUGCUUCAACAACGACAUCCUAAAUUUAAGUCAUAUAAUAAGCCAGGUGGAAAAACGGGAAUAUAAUCUGACGUUCCCGAUGUAUUUGAAUCCAGUCACGUGGGACAUUCACUUAUUCCCGGUGUACUUCGGCGGAAGCGUCAUCAAUGAUGAUCUCACUAUAGAAUCGGUGCCCUCGGUACAACUCGGCUAUUUCGUCACCGUCAACAGUUCACGGCAGGACGCAAUCGGAGCCGCCUGGGAGGAGGCUUUUCUGGAUGCCGUCGGUAAGGUCGAGGACGAAGGUGCGUUCAAGCACAUUAGCAUCGCGAGAUUUGCCUCGAGGACCCUCGAGCUGGAGCUGGAGGCUAACACCAAGACGGUGGUGCCAUAUUUCACCAGCACGUUCAUUAUAAUGGCUCUGUUCUCGAUCGUGACAUGCAUGAUGACCGAUUGGGUGCGUAGCAAGCCUUGGCUCGGGCUUUUGGGCAAUCUUUCGGCCGCUAUGGCGACAGUAGCUGCCUUCGGUCUAUGUAUCUAUCUAGGGAUCGAUUUCAUUGGCAUCAAUCUCGCCGCGCCAUUCCUUAUGAUCGGAAUAGGAAUCGAUGAUACUUUUGUCAUGUUGGCGGCUUGGAGAAGGACAAGUAUUACCAAACCGGUACCCGAAAGAAUGGCAGCAACACUGAGUGAGGCUGCCGUUUCUAUUACCAUUACAUCUUUAACGGACAUGAUAUCUUUCUUCAUCGGCAUUCUCUCGCCCUUCCCUUCGGUGCAGAUUUUCUGCAUUUAUUCAGGUUUUGCGGUAGUUUUCACCUUCCUGUUCCAUCUAAGUUUCUUCAGUGGAUGCGUCGCGAUCAGCGGUUAUUGCGAACGAAAAAAUCUGCACAGUGUAGUGUGUUGCAAGGUGGAGCCUUUAUCUAAAUCGACUCAUCGAUCGUGGCUCUACAGAGUAUUUUGCUCCGGUGGAAUUGAUCCUGACGACCCUCACAAUCCAAUCGACAACCCUGAACACGGAUGUAUGACUUGGUUCCGCGAUUAUUUGGCGGCCGCGUUAAAUUGUCGCCCAGUGAAAGCAGUUAUCAUUGUCGUUUUUGUGUGCUACCUUCUCGGCGCCCUUUAUGGCCUGACAACCCUUAAGGAAGGCUUGGAUCGACGCAAGCUUUCCAAAGAAGAUUCCUAUUCGAUCGCUUUCUACGACCGCGAGGACUUUUACUUCAGAGAGUUUCCUUACAGGAUACAGGUGAUUAUAAGCGGCGAGUAUGACUAUAGCAAUCCAGUGAUUCAAGAGCAAGUGGAGAAUCUGAUGAAAAGCCUCGAGGCGAGCAAGUACAUCAGCGCGCCGGUCUACAGCGAGAGCUGGCUGCGCAGUUUUCUCAGCUAUGUGUCGGAUAAUGAAGAUUACUUGAACGUGACUAUCGAUGAUGAGAGUAGCUUCAAUGAGGCCCUCAAGGCUUACUGGCUGUACCCGAUCACCUCCAACACUUUGGAUGUCAAGUUCGACGAUGCGAACGAGAAAAUUAUAGCGAGCCGAUUCCUGAUACAAGCGGUGAACGUGAGCGGCACGAACCAGGAAAAGGACAUGGUGAAAGAGCUGCGCGGCAUCUGCAAGGCGUCACCGCUGAACGCGAGCGUGUUUCAUCCUUACUUCGUGUUCUUCGACCAAUUCGAGCUGGUCCGGCCGACCAGCAUCCAGUGCAUGAUCUUCGGCGCGCUCGUCAUGAUGCUGAUCAGCUUCAUCUUCAUCCCCAACGUGUUUUGCUGCCUGUGGGUCGCCUUCUGCAUCGUGUCGAUCGAGCUGGGGGUGGCCGGCUACAUGGCGCUGUGGGACGUGAAUCUCGACAGCAUCUCCAUGAUCAAUCUUAUCAUGUGCAUCGGCUUCAGCGUCGACUUCACGGCGCACAUCUGCUACGCGUAUAUGAGAUCGAAGCGAUCGCGGCCGGAGGACCGGGUCAAGGACAGCCUGUACAGUUUAGGUCUGCCGAUAGUUCAAGGCGCGGCGUCGACAAUACUCGGUCUGAUGGCGCUCCUGCUGGCCGGCACCUACAUUUUCAUGGUGUUCUUCAAGAUGGUCUUCCUCGUGAUCUUCAUCGGCGCCAUGCACGGUAUGUUCUUGCUGCCGGUGUUGCUGUCCCUCUUCGGGCCCGGCGCCUGUAGCGGCGGCCACGACGAGCCGGAGGAGACGGAAAAUUCAAAGAACGGCGCGCAGGAGAAGGAGCUGCCGAGCAAGCUUCAGCAGCCCUACGUGAUCCCGCAUCCCCAUCUAGUCUACUACACCGCGAACGCCGUCAAGCCGCUCCAGGACAGUCCGGCGAUGAGCAUGGCGGCAUUCGAGGAGCGGGAUCCAGGCCUGGGCACCAGCGAGGACAGCAACUCGACGGAGAGCGGCUCCUCGCAGAGCAGACGGCGCCAGUGCAAGCAGGAUCAGCAAGACCAGCCGAGCCAGAUCCGUCACGAUAUGUGGAGGAGGUCCGUCGGUGUUCUGUACGGCCUGUCGCAGUUCCAAUCUGCGAUCGGCGAACCAGCGCACCCGGCGCCGGAUUAUCCUGGCGCUGUGGCGCAAGCCCGAGAACCGCUCGGCGAGGACAAUAAUAAUCCGCGAAAAACGGUGCCUUAUCUGGGACCUCACGUCGCACGUCACCACUUGAAUCACUUUCCGCAGAACUGUAGACGUAGCAAAUCCUACCACAAUCUGCAGUAUUCUGCACCCGCGCGGCAUUUAACGGAUCCCCGAUACCCUUAGAGAUGAGAUCGCGAAGUAUAGCGUGAAAAAAAAAAAGAUUUCGACCCUAUGAGCGAGACGAGAAAUCCCUCUGUCGAUUUCAGCCUCUUGAAACGAGAUGAUAAUAACUGACUUAAGACAUUUUUGCGAGAAAAGAUCUGUCACUUGAAUUUUUCGCGAAAAAGAGUCGAAAGAUAUGGCAUUUCAAAAUCUUGAUAUAUGUUUCAUUGAAAAUAUUCUAGUGACAAAAGAAGAACGAUAAUUUAUAUCGGCACGUACGACAAUUUUAAACCAUGACAAUACGAAGGAAAGAGAAGCAAGAAGAAAAAACCGUAUUUCGCAAGAUUAGAAUGUCUGAGUUACAAUUUAUCGGUACGAAGGGGCUGAAUUUCAGGUCAGGAUCAAGUCAGGAGAGUUAAAUCCUCUCAGCGGGACGCUUGACAGUCCCACAGAGGGUGGCAAUAUAAAAUAUGACGCUUGGGUCUAUUUGGAUCUUGUAUAGUGAAGUCUUUUUAUACAUUUAUAUCAAACUUUUUUUCAUAAAUUUUAGUUUUAUAUAUAUCUUCUUUUUUACUGUCUGUAUGAUAAAAAAAUAUGGAAGUAAAGAAAUAAACAAGCAAACAAAUAUCUAACGAUUGAAUUAGAAAUAUGAAAAAUAAAGUAAAGGAUACUUUGGGGCAUAAAUAUACAAUAUAUAUAUAUAUUUAUGUCUCUAAAAUACAAAAAAUAUUAAUCUUAUAUAUAGAUUUGGAUCCGAACAGACCCAUGCGCCGCUAAAUAAGGAUUAAUGAUCUUGAAGACUUUUUGUAUAGUAAUGCUUACUACGAAGUAGUGGUGAAUUUCAACGACGUUAAAGUUGUGUGUCGCUACAUUUGUAAGUAUGUUAUGUACGAUAUCAAUGAUUCUUGCAUAUCACUUGCAGAACAGUUAUUGUAUACAGGGUGUCUCGAGAGAGAGAGAGAUGUGUAUCAAUAGCAGGAACAUUUAGCGACUCCGUAUUCCCUUCAAAGAAACGUCACUAUAGUUAAAGUUAUGAUUAAAAAAGAAGGAAUCUAGAUUCUCAAAUAUUUAGAGAUUUAUCAGUUUUUUACAUUUCUGAGUUCUAAUUGUUAUGUUUAAAUGCUCAAAGCCGUACCGUUAUCGCAUAUUUGGCACAAAGUAUAAUCAUUUGAUGAUCUUUUAUUUAUCUAACAAAAUAAACACAAAACGACGAUUAAAUAUAAUUGAAGAUACGGACCUAACACCAAGAGCCACAAAUUUGUAAAUUGUUUGAAGUCGAUUCUUACAUCACUAGAUCCUAAAGCAAUGAUUUGCUAAAUUGUUUUCCUCCUCUGUCAUAGAUACCAAAUUUUAUGUUAGCAUAUUAGCGAAGUACCCUUCGCAGUCAAAGGGUUAAUUGUAGCAUUUGUGUUAUGCAAUGUCCUUUGCGUGAGAACAAUGCACUUAUUCGAGCUGAUAGCGCCUGAAUGGCGACUCCUCGUUCGGGUUAAUAUUAGUCGUUAAGAUUAGCUCAAAAAAAAUCAUAUAAGAUAAUAUAAUGUGCUCAAUAUCAAUCAAAAGCAAAACGUCCCGCAAUAUAUCAGUUAAGAUAUUCUGAUCGACGUACAAAUUAUUCACGUCGAACAAUACGUGCCUUAAACAAGAGAUGCUACAGACGUAGCAGUUUGUCGUACAAUUCAAUUUGUCAAGUAGAAAAAAAGCUUUUUUCCUACUUUCCAAACUUUCUUCGCUUAAAAAAAUGUAUGCAUUUUUUUUAAAUUAAAAUACUUAAUAAAAAAUGAUUUAUUUCAAGGUUUUCUUAGAUUUUAAAUUUUAACUAUCACUUUGUAUAGACAAUUUCAACAUCACUGUAAUUAUCAUUGGAUAAUGUGUAUUAUUUGAUCAAAGUCAAAGUGAUCUAUAUAAAGAGUGAGCUAAGUGAAGAUAGUUAAACAAGACCUCAAACAUUAUUAGUGAAGCGAAUGCACGCUUCAUAAUCCGAGCGACAAAUCUGUACGGGAAUAAAUGACCUAAUAUUUAACAAAUUGUUAUAUUUCCCUCUAAAUUUAAAAAAUCGAUGAUAGUGCAAAAUUAUCAUUCCUUGCCGCAACACUUUAAAAUCAUUGCUAUAUUUACGAAUAUAGGAACAAAAUUAUUGCGACAAUCAGUUUGAUAGAUAUAAAAAUCAAGAGUGACUCGUAAUUUAAGAAAUUUUUUAGCUUAUACCACGCUUCGUACCACGUGUUGUAUGAUUUAUGGUAUUUUUUACGAAGGAUUCAAGAACAUCUUUCUUAUGAAUUCAUUCGUCAAAUAAAUUGUUUAUCAUGUUACGGAAAUGUUCGAAAACGAAGUACGACAAUAUGUGUCUUAAGGCGGAAUAAUAAUAAGUACAGGCGAAUAUAUCUAAAGAAGCGAUCAUGUGUACAGAUGGACUUCCUCACUUUGCGAUUUUCAAUGCGUGCGUGUGUUUCCAUAUUUAUGAAUGCGAGAGAGGAUAUGAACUAAGCGAUAUUGUUAGCUGAUGGCAGACACGAUGUUGCCAUUAAAAAGAACAAUUAAUGUAAGAAAUAUAUUCUAGCAAUGAUCUUUUA
Messenger RNA from Linepithema humile (Argentine ant), 6108 nucleotides. RefSeq names its product Patched-related (gene Ptr). Lineage: Eukaryota; Metazoa; Arthropoda; Insecta; Hymenoptera; Formicidae. The record is from RefSeq and is a predicted model, not a curated record. Gene Ontology annotation, cellular component: cytoplasmic vesicle membrane; plasma membrane.